Molecule: messenger RNA, 1075 nt
Organism: Aspergillus homomorphus CBS 101889
Lineage: Eukaryota; Fungi; Ascomycota; Eurotiomycetes; Eurotiales; Aspergillaceae
Exons: 1
Coding region: 75-1007 (310 amino acids)
Molecular function (GO): protein binding
Source: RefSeq, a predicted model, not a curated record
CUUAUCAUCUAUCUUCCCGAUCCAAAUCAUCCUCACACACCAUAUCUCUCUACCAUCGACCCUCACCAUCAACCAUGGGGCUUCUUGACCUCCCCGUCGAGCUCCUCCUACAGAUCUCAUCCUACAUGGAUGAACACGACAUAGCCAGUCUAAUUCGUACCAGCCGUGCCGUCCAUAACCUCCUUGAGAACGAACUCUAUCGACAUCACAUCGCCAGGACGAACGGCGUCGCGCUCCUUUGGGCAGCCAAGCACGGCAAGGAGCAGCUCGUCCACAAGCUCCUGGACCACGGCGCAGACAUCGAAAUCGGGGGCCGCACCGGUACCAAAGAAGACGCACAGUCCCGCUGGUGUGCUCGCACCUCAGAUCGCUACACACUCCUCUGGGUCUUCGCGGGGAACCGUCAAAUGGUCUGGAUGCAGAAGCACCGUCAGACAGCCUUAUCCAUCGCCGCGCAGCACGGACAGGCGUCGACCGUGCGCGCACUCCUCGCCCGCGGUGCGCAGAUCGACGCGCCGGAUUGCAGAAACAGAUCGACUCUCGUCAACACCAUCGCCGAGAUCGUCGACAGACGCCACCGCAAGAACCGCAACGACCCGGUCGUCCUGUCUGGGCCCGUGAUCAUCACCCCCCUCCAGCCCAUCAUGGAGGCGCUGCUGGCCGACGACCGCGCCUUGAAAAGCGGCUAUGGAUAUAAUGCGCUCACCUACGCGCUCCGGUCUGGCGACGAGGAUAUCUGUAUGUACAUGCUGCAGGAAGAGAGCACCCGGGCCACCUUCGCGCAGCAACACUGGUUCUACUAUCUGGUCUGCGAGGCAGCCCACUAUGGUCCUCGGCUCCUCCUGCCUCGUCUGCUCACGAUCGCGGACACAUACAGGUCCGAUACUGCGGCUAUCGAGCGGCUUGCCGCUUGGGCCAAGAAGCAGCCGUCCUGUAUUUGCGUUUACCCUAAAAUCCUGGAUCCCUACGUCUUCCUCGCCUCCCUGGAGGCGUACUAUGCUAUCUGAGCUCACCACGCGGGGUUGCGAUAUGUUGGAGAGGUGAGAUAGUCAGGUAUCGGAGGACAGAGGCGAGG